AAAGAUAAAAAGAAAAAAAAACCAUCCCUGCCUUCUCCGCUCCAAUUCACACACCCUUCCUCCUGCCUUUUCCCCUUCCUUUUGCCUAUAUAUACCUCCCAUAUUUAGCCAUUACCUCCAUUGCCAACCAUCAUCUCCCUAUAGAGAAAGAAAACCAAAUACUUGUAGCAAAAAUGGGUUCUCUCCCUCAUGUAGUAGAAGAUUGCGGUGGUGUUGUCCAACUCUUUAGUGACGGAACCAUUUAUAGGUCCAAAGAUAUAGGGUUCCCCAUGCCAAUCAUCAACGACGAGUCCGUCCUCUUCAAAGACUGCCUCUAUGACAAAACGUACAACCUCCACCUCCGUCUCUACAAACCCACUUCAAUAUCACUAUCAUCCCCUACAAAGAAGCUUUCCAUCAUACUUUACCUUCAUGGAGGUGGAUUUUGUGUUGGCACGCGUGAGUGGCCUAACUGUCACAACUGCUGCCUUAAACUAGCUUCUGGGCUCAAUGCACUCGUUGUCGCCCCUGACUAUCGUUUGGCCCCUGAACAUAGGCUACCGGCGGCCAUGGAGGAUGGACUUAGUGCCUUGCAGUGGCUACAAGCUCAGGUUUUGAGCGACAAAGGUGAUGCAUGGGUCAAUGGUGGUAAAGUUGACUAUGACCAGGUUUUUGUUUUGGGCGACUCAUCUGGUGGCAAUAUUGCACACCACAUAGCGGUUCAGAUCGGUGUCGGUUCGACCAGGUUGGCUCCGGUUCGGGUAAGAGGGUAUAUCCUACUAGCACCAUUUUUUGGUGGGGUUGCUAGGACAAAGUCAGAGGAAGGGCCCAGUGAACAGUUGUUGAACUUGGAAAUACUGGACCGUUUUUGGAGGCUAUCCAUGCCUGCUGGGGCAAGUAGAGACCACCCAUUGGCGAACCCCUUCGGACCAGGUAGCUUGAAUCUUGAGGUGGUGGCUCUUGAUCCCAUCAUGGUGAUCGUAGGUGGCUGUGAACUGUUGAGAGAUAGAGGUGAGGAUUAUGCAAGGAGGUUGAAGGAGAUGGGAAAGAAAAUUGAGUAUGUUGAAUUUGAGGGAAAGCAGCACGGUUUCUUCACCAAUGAUCCUUACUCAGAAGCUUCAGAAGAAGUUAUUCAAGUCAUGAAAAAGUUUGUGAUUGAAAACUCUAGUUAAAUAUUAAGCAGCAUCUGUCAAGUCCUCAUCUACUCAUUACUGGCUACCAGCUACUGGUUACUUUUUUUUUUUUGUUUUAGUAUAAGGAAAUCAAUUACAUAUAAUUUCUGGCGUCCUUACUUUUUCGAGUCCUUAGUUAUGUAUUAAAUUCUAUAUAAUAAGUGGGUUUGUAAAUAUUAUUUUUCUUUUGUUUU
Populus nigra (black poplar) is the source of this 1345-nucleotide messenger RNA. RefSeq names its product carboxylesterase 15-like. Bases 174 to 1151 code for a protein of 325 amino acids. Gene Ontology annotation, molecular function: hydrolase activity. The record is from RefSeq and is a predicted model, not a curated record. The transcript is spliced from 2 exons. Lineage: Eukaryota; Viridiplantae; Streptophyta; Magnoliopsida; Malpighiales; Salicaceae.